GUAUAUAAACCGCCAGUGGCGGAUAUACCCCUCAGAACAUCUUUGGCUGCCAAAACUACCCCUUAUUACAACCUUAUCCCUUUUUUGCCCAAGAAUCAACAACAACCAUAAUAUAAAAUACAAUCUUGGUUUUUAAGAGAGAGAGAGAGAGAGAGAGAGAGAGGAAGUAGCAUAGGAUGGAUGGGUUACAGGGUUUAGGCCUUCCUAUUCUAGGAAUAGUGGCAGCUGCUGCUGUUACAUUCUAUGUCGUAAGCUUUUCUGAACUCAGAGAGAAAUCUUUCCAAGACUUGGAAGAUUCACAAGCUGAUAAUGGAAGAUUCAAGCCAUCACCAACCUCAAGAGAAAAACGUGCCAGAAGAAAAGCCCAGAAAGAAUCCAAAUUCUGACUAUAUAUAUUUCUCCUCACCAGUACUCUUUUCUCUCACUAUCUUAUCUGCCUAAGCAUAUCACUUCUGCUUUUUAUAUAUACAUAUAUAUGAAUUGCUUGUAGAAUGUUUAUUUCAUUUCUUAAAGGGAAAAAGAAAAAAGUGAAAAUUGUUGACUAUGUCUUGGCAUUCAAUGAUGAUCUCUAUAAUUUUAAGAUAACCCUUUAAACUA
This is a messenger RNA of Cannabis sativa, 597 nucleotides long. RefSeq lists its product as uncharacterized. The record is from RefSeq and is a predicted model, not a curated record. The transcript has 2 exons. NCBI's taxonomy places the organism in Eukaryota, Viridiplantae, Streptophyta, Magnoliopsida, Rosales, Cannabaceae. The coding region runs from base 177 to 386 and encodes 69 amino acids.